This is a messenger RNA of Pyricularia grisea, 2538 nucleotides long. RefSeq lists its product as uncharacterized. The record is from RefSeq and is a predicted model, not a curated record. Bases 58 to 810 code for a protein of 250 amino acids. The transcript is spliced from 2 exons. Lineage: Eukaryota; Fungi; Ascomycota; Sordariomycetes; Magnaporthales; Pyriculariaceae.
GUUAUAUCGCAACAAAAAAAAACAAAUAAAUAACAUCAUCAAGUCGAGCCAUUGAAAAUGACCAAGAAGUGGGAAAAACACCGGCACCGCAUCAAGAGGCUGUACAUAGACGAUAAUAAGCCUCUACAUGAAGUUCAAUCCAUCAUGAGAGAGCAACAGAACUUUAGAGCAUCAACAAGAGCAUACCGCCACCGCUUCAUGAAAUGGGGUCUGUCGAAAUACAGCCCGCAGCGGCGACGAACAUCCACCAGCUCUGCCGGCUCAUCGUACGACGUGCCGGAGCCGACAAGGCCAGCAGCUGUUUCGUUGUGGCCCAGCAUAUCUUACCCCCAGGCGGAGCCAGCCUCUCCGUUGUUUUCGUCUCCCGAGAUGAAUAGUUAUGCGCAGGUCUACUCCCCCGAGAGCACAACCAACCCACCUUCCCCAGCCCAGAUCGGCACGUACAACGACCACCCACCACCGCCACCCACAAUCGUCUACCCGCCUUCUCCUCCACGGCAGACCUGGGUCGCCCCGUCCCAGUCGCUCAUUCCAUACCAGCAGCAGAGCGUAGACUGCAGCGGCGGCGUCAGCUGCGUCCUGCCUCCCAUCAGAGCCGCACAGUGGGGAGAAUGCCCCUGUCCGAGCUGCGUGUUUCCGUCCCCGGCGACGGCCGCGUUGCCGAGCUUCUGGGAGGUGAGGGCGCGGGAUGGCGGCGGCGUCGGCGGGUCGUUGUUUUUGUGUGGUUUGGAGGAGGAGGAGGAGCAGUAUGUCGAUGUGUGCUUUCCGCGGGUGCAGGAUGGUUUUGUGAGUACGUUGGUUCAGGAGUGAUCUUUUUGCGUCUUUUGAUUUCGUUGUAAGAAAGUUAAAUCUGCGGGAAUGAAUACAAUGUGAUAAACUAAUAUAUUUGGGAUUCGGUUUAUGGGCUCAGGUCUAGAUGUCUACUUACCUUGUUUUAAUGCCAUUCUCCACUCGAUUAUAUAUGCUUUCUUUAUUCUACAAGUCUUUUCACCACAUACAAAGUAUACUGAUACACUAUAGUAUUACAUUCCCAAGAACCGUCCAAUGAACAAAUCUCAUAGAGAAAAAAAAGGAAAAGGAAAAAAAAAAACACCCACCCCCAAAACUCAAGCAGGGACGUACGGGCUCUUCCUCACGGCAUAAAAGUAAUUCCCAACCUUCUCCGACCCAGGCACGGCCUUCCACCCCAGUCCAGGAACGUAAACGACGCCCUGGCACCUCUCAACCGAACCAUUACCCGUCCAGCCCUCCGACGCCGGGCGGGAGGCAAAAUGCGCGCGCAGCUCCUCGACAUCGACGUACUUUUGCCAAUCGUGAGUGCCGGGCGGGACGAUUCCCAAGACGUGCUCGGCGGCCAGGAUGGUGGUGGCCCACGAGGUCCAGGUGCGGGCCAUGGUGCUGAGGACGAGCCAGCCGCCGGGGCGGACGAGGGCGCCGCACCGCUGCAGGAACGCCGACGGGUUGUCGACGUGCUCGAGCACCUCGAACGUCGUCACCACGUCGUACUGCUGCUGCUGCUGCUUGGCCGCCGAGGCGUCCGACAGGGCCUCGACGCUCGAGUGCAGGUACGUGAGCUUGGCCUGGACGGCGGGCGUCUCGCGGCGCAGGUGAGCCCGCGCCACGGCCAGGACCUGCGAGGACGCGUCGAUGGCGGUCACGGACGCCGCGGUCGGGAGCCGGGCCGCCGACUCGGCAAAGAUGCCACCGCCGCAGCCCACGUCAAGGUAGUGCAGGCCUUGGCGGGGUUGCGAGGGUUGGGGUGAUGAACCAUCGGUUGGUGGUGGUGGUGGUGGCUCUGAGGCGUGACAGGAGGCGAUAAAGUCAUGGCGGAGAGGGUUCAUCAGGUGCAACAGGCGUGAGGGGCCAUGAGAGUCCCACCAUGUCGAGGCAAGGGCGUCAAAGUGCGAGACUUCGGAUUGGUUAACGGUAUUAAGGGUCGGGUCAUUGUUGCUCGUUGUACUGGCGUGGUCUUGUGAUGAUGGUGUCGGUGAUGAGAAGAGGACGGCUGAGGUUUGAAUCGACCUUGCCCGUGGUUGCAGAUGCGUUAUUCCCUGUGACAACGGGACAUCGACUACCCGCGGAGUUGCCCGAAGUAGUAGCCGCGCAGCGUUUGGGGUUGAAGUCCUCAGCAGAGACGCCAUUGCUGACUGAAUGCGUAUGGACUCGGUGUCCCCGGGUCGCCUUUGUCACUGCCUCACUGUUGCCUUGUGUAAAUUAUCAAUGAUACACCGUGAUUGAUCCAAUUAGCAACCAGAUCAUCAACCUCUUCGCAUUCCCCGUACAAUUCCAUGAAAGAAAGUAGAAAAAAAAGAAUGGCACAGCUCCAGGGAAUCACGUGUCUUUGGAGCUUUUGUCCAGCGAACGCGCCGCAGAUUUCAAGCCCCCCUGUACGUCACCUUACCGGGGAAGUUUUUCUAGCGGCUCGGCGUAUCAAUGUGGGCCCCAUCCCAUGUGCGCUAAAAUUGGUUUUGCCAGCACCAGACCAGCUUCCAGCUUCAGCGGGCCCGAGUCGCAAUGAGCUCACUUAGAGGGACCCCG